Messenger RNA from Ambispora gerdemannii, 1064 nucleotides. Lineage: Eukaryota; Fungi; Glomeromycota; Glomeromycetes; Archaeosporales; Ambisporaceae. The record is from the annotation of a GenBank genome assembly.
CAUUGAUAAUUUGCUGACUAAACAAACUGAAUUACAAAACCAACUUAAUGAUGAGCAAAAAAUAACUAGAGUUUUACAAAAUGAAUGUCAAAACUUAAGUCAAGAGAAAGAAACAAAACGACCAACUUUUAAAAAUUAUAGCCAAGAGAAAAUCACUCACGAUUUAGCCAAAACUCAAUUAAUCAACGCUAAACAAAGCCUUCAUGACUUACAGGAGGAAAACCAACAAUUUCAAAGUGAUAUCGAUAAAAUAAUUGCCGAACGAGAUGCCCGUCCCGAUAUUACCCAAACUGAAAAAGUGGAACUUCUUCAAAAAAAAGCCCAUAGUCUCCGCAGUGAAUUGGCUAAUGAAAAGACUUCCCACUCCCAUACCCAAGGACAAUUAACUAGCGAACAAUUAGCCCACGGAGCAACUGGAACUGAAAGAGAUAAUUUUUUUAAUCAGUUAACUAAUGCUAACCUCAAAUUGACUACUUAUGAAAAUUAUCUAAAAAAUGAGUUAAAAAUAAUUGAUUUAACCGACUUGCCAACCCUACCGGCCGAACAAAGUUUAACCGAUUUAAUAAUUUUCUUUAAUACUCAUAGCAAGUAUGAUUGUUGCAACCCACUUCACAGUGAUUAUGACAGUCUAAAAACCCGACUAGAACAAGCCGAGGCCGACCGCGACCAAUUGGCUACCAAAACUGAAGAACUGAAAAACCAAAAAGCCCAACUUGCAAAUGAUUAUCAUAAAGAAAAGCAAAAGCGGGAAAAAGCUGAGCAAGAAAGGGAUAAUUAUCAGCAACAACUCAGUCAAAAGGAAAAAGAAAUAAUUACUAAAUUUAUCACCGAAUUAAAAUUAGUUGACUGUAAUGAAAAUAGUUCUCCAGAAAAAGUUAUUGAAAUUAUUCAGCAAUUAUUAAUAAAUCCUGAUGCUAACAGUUCUGAUGCCCCUUUUGGUGAAAGUUUAGCCAAUAUUAAAAAAGUCGACUUAAAAAUGUUCGAAAAUCUCGGGAUUACCACAUCUAAAGAAUUAGAAAAUAAUAUUGAAAAAGUAAAUAAUUAUCAAGAGUUAGCAGAUUUGC